ACAUCUCGCGAGCAAACAGCUGUGCGGAUUUACGGCACAUCAUUUUAAAAUGAAACGCGGAAAAAAUAAUUGCUGCUUGAGAUAAGAACAAAAGUAACAUUUUUUUUUACGGAGCACGACAUUAACCAGCAUAUCCGAUACUAAUGAGAGAACAAACUCGUGAGCUCCGGGGCGUUAAAAUCUUUCUGCUUUUCCAAAUUAAAUGAUAUAAUUCCAGAAAGAAGAUUCAACACGGGCGUAACAAACGUGCACCGUGAACUCAUUAUUUCGGAAUCCUCGUGAUAUUCCCCACUGUACGUGAUGCUCAAGCGUGAGCUCACCUUUCAGGUCGUUGUUGUUGUUGUUAUUGGUCAGCACUGGAGUACAUAUGGAGUAAUGGUUUCAUAAUGGGAUUAUCUUCAUUGCUGUAAAACACAUUACGUACUACUGUUGAUGUAUGCAUCAUAAUCUUUCAACUGACAUUCAGAUGUUAUCUACUAUAAAAUGCUGGUAUGAUGAACUGAGAGCAGUUUCUCCCUCUGAAAAGGGAGUGAAAGUUUUAACAUCUCAACUCAUGUAAUUCAUUGACAGUAUGAGAAAUGGAUAAACUCACCAUUAUUUCAGGAUGUCUCUUUCUUGCAGCGGAUAUAUUUGCAAUAGCAAGUGUUGCAAAUCCAGAUUGGAUCAAUACAGGCGCCCAAGAGGGAGCUCUGACUAUAGGCCUUGUGAAGCAAUGCCUGACCAUUUAUGGUCGGAAAAGGGUAUGUAUCUCACCAAGCCUUCCUCCAGAAUGGAUCACUGCCCUGUUCUUCAUUAUCAUGGGCAUCAUAUCACUCUCAAUCACAUGUGGCUUGCUUGUGAUCUCACACUGGCGACGUGAGGCAAUGAAGUAUGCUCGCUGGAUUGCCUUCACAGGAAUGGUCCUGUUCUGCAUGGCCGCCCUCACAUUUCCAGUUGGAUUUCACAUUGAUCAAGUCGGAGGACAACCUUACAAAUUACCCAAUAAUACUGUUGUUGGCUCCUCAUAUGUACUGUUUGUUUUAUCAAUAUUUUUCACAAUAGUAGGACUUCUUUUUGCUUGUAAAGUCUGUCUACCUGGCUGAUAAAUUCUACAGUUGGUAGAUUUGUAUUAUUAUUGCUGAAUAUAUUAAUUCC
Xyrauchen texanus (razorback sucker) is the source of this 1134-nucleotide messenger RNA. It is a transcript of the gene mosmob, whose product is annotated as modulator of smoothened b. Gene Ontology annotation, biological process: negative regulation of smoothened signaling pathway. The coding region runs from base 579 to 1082 and encodes 167 amino acids. The record is from RefSeq and is a predicted model, not a curated record. The transcript has 3 exons. Lineage: Eukaryota; Metazoa; Chordata; Actinopteri; Cypriniformes; Catostomidae. Gene Ontology annotation, cellular component: Golgi apparatus; ciliary membrane.